AUGUGCGUGUCGUGGAAUGUCGUGGCAGUGGCGAGCGACGAUCCUCUGGCGAAGGAGCUUCAGGACGUGGCUGACGUGAGCAAGAAGCUGCCAGGAGUGCUGGAGGAGAUUCGCGAGUGGCUGCGACUGUGCGAGUGUAAAGAAUCAGGCGACGAGGGGCGCGUGUUCGGGUUCAACGACCGCGCCUUGGGGCGCAAGCACGUGGACGCGUGUAUCGCGGACAGCCAUGCCGCGUGGCAGCGCCUCCAGUCGUCCCUGCAGAAACCCGAGCCGUGGCUGCCGCGCGCGCAGCCGCCCAAGGUGACGACCAUCGAGGCGUUCUGGGCGCCGUACACGAGCAAGUAUAGCGAGGGCGCUUGUAACGCGGACGACGGGUCCCCCGCGGCGAUCCCGCAGUCGAACCCGAACGCGGGUUCGGUCGGCGCGGCGAGCCUGUCGCCGCUUUCCGCGGCGGCGGAUUCCCCGUGGGAGACCAUGCCGGCGGCCGCGGCGCGGUCGAUGCUGGCGCAGCUGCGGUCGCGGAAGCACCUUGCGCGACCCGCGUUCUUCGCGAUGCGCGAGCGCCUGGAGAUGGGUGACGUGGGGAAGUUGGCGGGCAAGGGCGCGGGGAAAGCGAGCAAGAGCGGCGGAAGGAGCAAGGGGAAGAGCGCAAUUGGGGGAAGCGGCAGGCGGGAUGCGAGCGGGGAGAGCGGAGGCGGAUCGUUCGGGCUGUUCAAAAAGGGGCAUGGGCAUGGUCUUGUGCAGAGUCCGAGCGGGAAGGGGCUGGGAGGUGUGGCCGCGUCCGCUCCCCCCAAACCAACAACCCCCCCGCCCGUGAAGGCGGAGCCAGGCGCGCCCGCCGCAGCAGCGGUCGCGCCGGGGGUUGGCGCUUCCCCUGCUGCUCCCGCUGCUUCCCCCGCGGCUGCCGCUGCUGCUGCGCCAGCAGUGGGGACUGGCGGAACCGAGGAGGGGGAGAGGCGCAGGAGCGGCAACGGCGGAGUGACGGGAGGCGGAGCGGAGGGGAUUGGCGCGGAAGCAGAGAGCCGCGCUUCCGCGGAGAAGGUAGAAGGCGGAAGCGGGGAUGACGGGGAGCGGACGCCGCAGAAGGGGGAAGGUGAUGGCGAAAAGGCGGGCGGAGGGGAGGCGGAGAGGGGGAGGGGGAACAUGGAGGGGCCGCGGAAGUCGGAAGAUGGGGAGACGGGGCGGGAGGGGACAAGUGACGAGAGGGGGGGAAGGCAGGAGAGAAGUGGGGAGGAUGAGAGGAAUGGGGAAGAUGGGGAGCGGAAUGAGAGGGGAGUUGGGAGGAGAGGAGGCAGGGAGGGAAGAGAGGGGAGGGAAGGGAGGGAUGGGAGGGGCGCGGGUCGAGACGAGGAGGGACGGCGGGAGCGUGGCACGAGCCAGGAUAGGCGGAUGGGGGACGGGUAUGGGGACGGGGAUGCGGAGGGUGAGGGCAGGGGAAGAGCGCGGGACGCGCAGGACAGGCGGGAUUGGCGCGACGGGCGGGACGGGCGGGACGGGCGGGAUGGGCGGGACGUGGGGGAGAAAUGGAGUGGGCGGGAAGAGGGAGGGAGGCGGUCGGAGAGGGGGCGAGAGCGUGAGAGGGAGAGGGAGAGGGAGGAGGAUAGAGAGAGGGAGAGGGAGAGGGGGAGGGGGAGUGACAAGGAGCGAGCGAGAGAAGGUGGGUACAGGGCAGAUCGGGGGAGGCAGGAACGUGAGGAGAGGCAACAGGACGAUGGAUACAUCGCCGAGGAAGGGGACGGGGAGGUGGAGGGGGAGGGGGAAGGCGAGGGGAAGGAGCAAGAGAAGCAGUCAGAGGAGCGACGGGGUGACUCUGGGGACCGGAGGGAACGAGGGGAGCGGGGCGAGCGGGGGGAGAGGGCGGGGAGGAGCUAUGGGCGCGCGGGGGAGGAGGGGGAGAGGCAAGGGCUGGUGCGGCGGGACUCAGAUGACCGUGACAGUGGUGGGCGGCGGGUGGGGGGGGGAGGGGCGCGGGGGAGGGCGGCGGAGGGGGAGGAGGCGGAGGGGGAGUACAGCCGGCAGUCAACACAGGAGAAGGGCGGCCCGGGGCGACCAGCCACGGAGGGUCAGAGGCGCCUUGCAAGGCCGGGGGCGACAUGGGCGAAGCUCAAGUGGCAAGAGAAGGACGGCGGCGCCGCAGACAGCAACGACACCAGCACCAGCAGCCGCUCCCCCGCCUCCUCCUCCUCCACCUCGCGCUACUCCUCCCACCACCACCACCAGAACGGGCGCGACGGUCGCGAGGGGGGGCGCGAGGGGGGGCGGGAAGGCCGCGACGGGCCGCGCAGCACCACGAGCACGAGCAGCAGCCUGAUGGCGCAGCGAGAGGAGCUUCGUGCAGAGCUCUUCCAGAAGUCUCUUUCUGGGAACCGUGCGCCUCUCCCCACGCUUGUGCGCCGCGCCAGCUUGGAAUCUGCUGAGCCAGGUGGGUCCCGGGGCCCGAGGAUCCGCGGGCGGCCGGGCGGGGCGCGCAUGCUGCACAGAACGCUCACGGAGGAGCAGCAGGAGGAGUCGCGCGGGUCGUACGAGGAGCGGAGCGCGGACGUGCGGGAUAGUGCUCUGUAUAGGACUCUAUCCGGGCAGAGUGGGCAGCCGGAGGUGCAUGGGAUGACGGGGUAUAGACGGGGGAUCGGCGGUGGGGGUCUGGGUGUGGGUCGCGAGGGGAGCAGAUGGGCGCCGGGAGGGGGAGGGGGAGGAGGGCUUGGGGGGACGCUUGGGCGGAGGGAGUCGGGGGAAUGGUCGGAUGAAGGGGGGCUGUCCGGUGGAGAGGGGUCGGGUCCGGUGCUGCAGCGCACCAACACGAAUGAUAGUCUCAAGUCGGCGGGGGUGCGGAGCGAGGCGGGGAUCAGCAUAGGGCGUGCUCCCGCUUAUAUGAUGAUGCGUGAUGGCGGGGGGUACAUGAGAGACUCAGGGCUUGUGAGGGAUAACAGCGGGGGAGGAGGAGGAGGUGGGGGGAACCGGCUGCUGCGCAAGCAUUUGAGCGGGCAGGGGAUGAAUGCGUUUCAUGGGGAGGAGGAGAUGGAGGAGGAGAGAGGAGGGUGGGGGGGCCGGGGCAGACGGUACGAGCAUGAGCGGGAGAAAGGCGGCGGGGAGGGUGGACAGGGGGAUAUUGGGCGGGACCGCAGGCUGAGUCCGGCUCGCAUGGGGGAGUAUGAUGGGAGGGGCGGGAGAGGUGGUGGCGGAGGGAGGCGCGCGAGAGGGGAGACGAGGGAGGGUGGGAUUAGUUCUGGGAGCAUAGGAGGAGGGGGAGAGAGGGGAGGAGAGAGGGUAGGGAGGGCGGUGUCUCGCAGCCCGCGAGGGAAGAGAGGGGAGGAGGAUGGAGGGGGGUGGAAGGAGAGAAGGGAGGAGGAGGAGGAGGAUGAGGGGAGCCCGAAUUUCAGUCCAGUGAGGGGCAUGGGCAAGGCAGGGGUUGCUGCUGCUACCAGGAGGGAAAAAUGCCAGGACUGA
Molecule: messenger RNA, 3444 nt
Organism: Closterium sp. Naga37s-1
Lineage: Eukaryota; Viridiplantae; Streptophyta; Zygnematophyceae; Desmidiales; Closteriaceae
Source: the annotation of a GenBank genome assembly